Falco peregrinus (peregrine falcon) is the source of this 1631-nucleotide messenger RNA. It is a transcript of the gene TIMMDC1, whose product is annotated as translocase of inner mitochondrial membrane domain containing 1. The record is from RefSeq and is a predicted model, not a curated record. Bases 54 to 761 code for a protein of 235 amino acids. Gene Ontology annotation, cellular component: mitochondrion. NCBI's taxonomy places the organism in Eukaryota, Metazoa, Chordata, Aves, Falconiformes, Falconidae. The transcript has 7 exons.
GGGCGCAGGGGGCGCUGCAGCGCCCCCCAGCGCGGCCGCCGCCGAGCAGCGCCAUGGCGGAGGGGGCGGGCGCCCAGCAGAGCUACGGCCUCCCCGCGCCGCCGCCGCAGACGGGCUGGGAGCGGCUCAGGGAGCUCUGGCGGCGGGACGAGCUGCAGCGGUACCCGGAGGAGACGGUGAACAUCCUCAAGUCGGCCCUCACGGGGGCAGUGAUCGGCUGGGCGUACGGCGGGGUGCCGGCCUUCCGCCGGGCGCGGCGGGCCUUCAUCGAGCGGAGCCACGGGGAGCUCUUCCAGAACCGCGCCGAUGCGGUGCAAUCUGCGCAUCGUGCUGGGCUCAGGGGCUUCCUCCGCUAUGGCUGGCGCUGGAGCUGGAGAGUCGCUGCUUUUGUGGCAAUAUUCAACACGGUGAGCACCGGUCUGUCCGUGUACCGCAGUAAAACCACCAUCGGUAAUUUUGCUUCGGCAGGAGCCUUCACAGGAGCCGUUUUCAGAAUGCACUUGGGCCUGCAGGGACUGGCAGGUGGCUUCGUGUUGGGAACAGUGUUUGGGAUCCCUGCAGGGGCCCUCUUAAUGGUGAUGCAGAAGUUUGCUGGUGAGACCUUGCAGGAGAGGAGAAACCGUGAGCGCAGGGAGCUGUAUGAACAGAAGUUAGCGGAGUGGCAAUCCAGGCUCAAUGUGACUGAAGUCUUAGGUCAAAUAGAAGGCGACACCCAGGGAGGACUGGAGACAGAGGGAGGAAGAGAAUCUAGGAGCUACUGAAUCUUCCCCAGAUGUCUGUUGCAAGCAGCUACAAAGUAUUUUGAUUCUGCUCCUAAAAGUCUUCAGUCAAGGGGUGGUGGAGAUCAUGAGUGAAUGCAGUUAUGUCCUGUGCACUUGUGAAAAAGCAUUUUGCUGAAAGCAUUGUUUGUGGAUCCAUAUCACUGCACAAGAGCUUGGAAGGGCCAAACCUGUUUCAGCUGAGAAGGUGGGACUGCCACCUCUGCAGACUAGGAAGUGUCAUCUAGGUUUGGCAGGGUGAGGGCAGCCGCAGAGCCUUGUCUAGAGCCCAUUUCACUGCUGAAAACGUCCAGACCACCAGUGAUGUAGAAGUGUUCAAGGUAAAGGAGACUGUGAAUAGUUUAGAUGCUAAAAGUACCCUGACUCCAAAAGCUAAUUAUGCUCUGGUGAAAGCUGCUGUUGAGACAGCGCCUGAAGAACUUGCUGUCACAGCGCAGUACAGGCAGCACCAGAGCUGGUGGUUCUCCUCCCCUCGUCGUCCCCCUCCCACCUGGCCUGGCCGGGACCAGGGCUGUUUUGCCAACAGUGGUUUCUUCAGGCUUUUGGCAGAAAACCACACUUGGUUCCUAGAGUACUUGGGAUAUUUUGCAGUCAGUGGUGAAGGGUGGAGGAGCUGGGAAUGAUACGGAAAUACCCUGCAAAAUACAUGUUUUAGGUUCCUCAGUAGAAGUAUGGCUGAGGGGGCCACAGAAAGGAUGAAUUGUUUCUGGUGAGGAUGGGGGAGGAACUGGCACUGUGGACAGUUGUAACAACAAUAAAAAGGCGUCUAAUGUCAUUUGAAGGUUGGGAAUUAGGGGAUUACCUUUGCGGGAAAUGUGGUUCAAGAUGCUCAAUAAAGCCAUCUAGCAGUGG